CAGGGCAUAUUCAUAUCGACUUGCAAUGCAGGCGUACACAAGCAGUCGCAACGAUGACGUACUAUGUAGUGCCCAUAAUCAAGCGGUCCCUCGUGGAUUCGAGUACCGCUUAUGACACUCAAGUGUCAGACUUGAAGUGUCGUGAGGGCCUAGCCCUUCACGACAUUGCACGGCUGAAGGAGUUGUCGUGCAGCCGUCAAGGCACCUCAGGCUCUCGACCUGAGUGAAAGAAACACAAGAGCCAUCAUGGCGAUGGUGGUGAGGAGGAGGAGGAAGAGGAAGAAGAAGAGGAAGACAGUGGAGGUCACGGUGACGAUGGAGGAGGAGGAGACGAAGGUGACGAUGGAGGAGGAGGAGACGAAGGUGACGAUGGAGGAGGAGGAGACAAAGGCGAAGGUGGAGGUUUCACCAAAUUCAUGGGUCAGGGCAUUCACCUUGGUCUCAGAUACGGAGCCUCCAUGAAUACAUUGCUGCUGCGUCAGCCUCAGUCGGGUGCUGCUGUCGGUGGAGGGAUGUUCACUCCAUCAAAGUUUGCCACGAACUGUGGUUGCAACUACGAGCCACAGCUAUUACUGUUGUUAUCUGCAUCGGGUGCUGCUCCUCCAUUCAUGACAUGCAGAGUGGCAGGGUGUAGACUGCUCUUCUGCUCCUCCAUUCAUGACGUGCAGAGUGGCAGGGUGUCGGCUGUUUUUCUGCCAGUUGUGUUGGGCCACAUUGAUCGUGGGAACCUUGAUAUUCAUCAGGGCAUCGUUGGCGUUAAGGAAAGGCAGGCGAAGAGUGGUUUGUGGUUGAUUGGCGAGAAGACGAUUCGGUGUGAUGACUUUGCAAUAACUGAGCUAUCCAAUUCAGCGCGAUUUGUUGUCAGCAGAAUGUUCAGAAGGGCAAUUGACCUACUUGACGAAGCAAAAUUGGGAAUUGUGAAGGAAGCUUGUGAUUUGGAAGCGCGAAGUUGGAAGGGAAGAGGGAGGUGGGAAUUUGCAGCACUGGGAAUGGUCAUCGCUUUUGCUGGCGAAUCGAAGGGUGAGUUGGUCUCGAGCAUUCUCAAGGGAUGGGAGUCGGAGGAAUGGGAAGGAUAUGGUUUUCCCCGAACAAGGGAACUCACGGCAAUAACGUUGAAGUAUGCUUCAAGAGAGGAUAGGAGGAAGCUGCAGUUGAAUAACCUUUUCAAAUUUGGCGAAGGAGCCUGGGUGACAAGCUUGGGAUGUUCAAAGGCUGGGAAUUGAUUUCGGAACUAUCUUUGCAAGCAGAGGGGGGGGAACCUUGAACCUGGCUAUCUCAUGGCGAUCCAUUACCAAGAAUC
Chara braunii is the source of this 1300-nucleotide messenger RNA. Lineage: Eukaryota; Viridiplantae; Streptophyta; Charophyceae; Charales; Characeae. The record is from the annotation of a GenBank genome assembly.